Scomber scombrus (Atlantic mackerel) is the source of this 1404-nucleotide messenger RNA. RefSeq names its product ergosterol biosynthesis 28 homolog (gene erg28). The record is from RefSeq and is a predicted model, not a curated record. NCBI's taxonomy places the organism in Eukaryota, Metazoa, Chordata, Actinopteri, Scombriformes, Scombridae. The transcript has 5 exons. Gene Ontology annotation, cellular component: membrane; endoplasmic reticulum. Gene Ontology annotation, molecular function: protein-macromolecule adaptor activity. The coding region runs from base 149 to 580 and encodes 143 amino acids.
CCACCGUCCAGAAUUUAAGGACUUACCUUAUAACACAUAACAUCAUUAGACUCGGUUGGUUUGAGUCCCACUUUUUUUUGGUUUUACUGGAGCAUGCUGACACUGUAGUUUGAUAGAUGCGGCCAGGUGCGUCCCACACACAGCAGAGAUGAGUCGCUUCCUCAACGUGCUGCGCAGCUGGCUGGUGAUGGUGUCGGUCAUCGCGGUGGGAAACACGGUGCAGAGUUUCAGAGACCACAGCUUCCUGUCAGAGAAGCUCUACACUGGCACGCCACAGUUUGUGAACGGUCUCCAAGCUCGAACGUUCGGUAUUUGGACGCUGCUGUCAUCCAUCAUUCGCUGCGCCUGUGCCAUUGAUAUCCAAAACAGAACGCUGUAUCACAUCACUUUGUGGACAUUUGUGCUGGCGUUGGGCCAUUUUCUGUCCGAGGCUUUCAUCUACAAAACCGCACCGCUCACUAUCGGGGUAAUGGCACCUCUCAUUGUGGCAAGUUUCUCUAUCAUAGGAAUGCUGAUUGGAUUCCAGUGUAUUCCAGAGACACAAGAAGAAGUCAGAGCGCGACAGAAGAAACGUAACUGAAUCCGAGUUUCCUGCCGUCCAGUAGACCCAACAGACAUAUUUGGACUGGUCACAGUGUUUGUGUGUAUGGCUUUCUGCCUUAAAGAACAUGAGAUCUGGACGUCAAUUCGUUUCGUACUGUGAAUGAAACGUUCUAUAGACUGUAUACAUCUAUGUCUGGGUUGUAUGUAAUGUUUUUUGAAAUUAUAUUUUAGAAGUGCAAUCGAAAAAAGGUUUACGGGAGUAGUUGUCACCCUUUUUGUGUAUGGUUUUGUUACGCUACAGUAAUUGAUGUGCAAUACACAGAAGUUAAGGAAAUGCGACCUGUCAGCGCUGAAUGACACUGAUUAUUGUGUCGGUGCCAAUAAUUUGACUUUUUAAAAUCCAAUAAUCAGAUGUCAGGCAUUAAAGCAAGAAAGGAUUUGUAAGCCUGAAAAGUUGUACAGGAGGACAUGUGUACAAUGUAUUGAAUUCAAUAUUAUAUCAAUUUAAAAGUGCUCUAUGCCUGGAAUCGAGCAUUAUGCCUGAGAACUUUAAGCCCUGAGAUGUACUUUGAAACUGCUGAACAAGCAUUUAACUGAUUACAGAAAUAAUCCAGAGUAGAUUUUCAUUGUCAUCAUAUUUUUAUUUUUAUUUCACCAGAUCACCAUUUCCUAUACAUUUGUUUAAUAACUCAGAUUUAUUAAGAACUCCGAUGACUAUACAGUACAAAACUAUGCUCUUCAUCACAGAAUUCUUUUGAUAUCAGCGAUUCUUCUUGAUGUUUGUUCUGUGCUGUGAAACAUUUGUACACCCUUACAAUUAAUGCACAAAAAUAUUUUUGAAUUAAAUGAUUUGUUUGUGUG